GUUGUAGGGCGGUCUUCUUCCUCCCCUGCCUUUUGCCAAAUGGGCUGCAUUUCUACACUUUCCAUCUUGCGCGCUCAAGCAACAGUUCUUUAGAGGCAGGAAGUGAACAUUUCUUGUGAUCUUCUGGUUUGAAAAACAACAUUUCAAGAUCCAAAAUGCCACAGGCAAUGAGGAUCAUUCUCCUGAUGUUGUUUGGACAAUAUGUUUACUCUCUGGAGGAAUGUAUAAAAUCAUCAGUGGUGUCAUGUGAUGAUUGCAUUAAGUCUGGACCCAGUUGCACUUGGUGCGUGGACUUGAAUUUCACCAAGCCUGGAGAGCCAGAAGCAGUACGAUGUGACACAGAGGCAAAGCUUAAGGAAAGAGGAUGUAAACAGAAUAAGAUAGUGAACCCACCUAGUGACCUUAAACUUAAUCGUAACAAACCACUGUCAUCGUCAGGCAGCAAUCCAGUUCAACUGCAGCCACAAGAUAUUGAACUCAGUUUACGGCCAGGUGAUGCCUUCACAUUCCAGCUUAAAUUUAAAAGGGCACAGGGUUACCCUGUUGAUCUGUACUAUCUAAUGGAUUUGUCCUACUCAAUGGAUGAUGACUUGAAGAAUGUAAAGGAUCUGGGGACAAAAAUACUUGUAAAGCUGAAGGAGAUCACCGGAACUGCAAGGAUAGGCUUUGGCUCAUUUGUUGAUAAAACACUUCUUCCAUUUACGGACACAACUGAAGAAAAAUUAAAAAAGCCUUGUCCAGCCAAAGCACUGGAAUGUCAGCCAGCGUUUGGCUAUAAGCAUGUUCUAAGUCUUACAGCGGAUGGGAAUAAAUUCACUAAAAUAGUCUCAGAACAGAAAAUAUCGGGCAACUUGGACUCGCCAGAGGGAGGUCUGGAUGCCAUCAUGCAAGUUGUCACCUGUGUGGAUAAGAUCGGCUGGGGAAACAGCACACGGCUUCUGGUGCUGGCCACCGAUGCUGGCUUCCAUAUGGCAGGUGAUGGGAAACUUGCUGGCAUCCUUGAACCUAACCAAGAGACAUGUCAGUUAGAUAGUAAUCACAUGUACAGCAAAAGCAACACUUGGGAUUACCCAUCGGUUGGUCAGAUAGCCAGGAAGUUGGAAGAGCAAAACAUACAGCCUAUUUUUGCUGUAACUGAAGAUGUGUCACUUAUUUACAAAGAGCUGAGUAAACUCAUUCCUAAGUCAGAAGUCGGAGUACUAAGUAAAGAUUCAAGCAAUGUGGUAAACCUAAUUGUGGAUGCAUACAAUAAACUCUCCUCAAAUAUAAUUGUGACCCAUGAUGCACUCCCAGAAGACAUAUCAGUAACAUACACAUCUAAUUGUGAAGGAGGAGGAAAGUCUAGUGAAAAGGGGACAUGCAACAAUGUUGGCAUUGGUAAAGAGGUGAUUUUUGAUGUGACUGUAAAGGCAGCAAAAUGCCUUGAUGCCUCCAAGACCUUGAACAUUGGUCCAUUGGGGUUCAAUGAAAAACUAAAGGUUUUGGUUACAACACGAUGCAAGUGCGAGUGCGACAAUCCAACUGGACUACAUGAGUACUGUAAUAAUCACGGCAGAAUUUUCUGUGGCACAUGCAGCUGCAUCUCUGGUUACCUGGGACAGCGGUGUGAAUGCAGUUUGGGGAUGAGAGAUGAGGCUGCCUUGAGAGCUCAAUGCCGAAAAGACAAUGGGACAGAGUGUGAGGGGCGUGGAGACUGCGAGUGUGGGGUGUGCAAAUGCCACCAAACUGAUGGGGGCAAAUCCUACUAUGGUCCUUACUGUGAAUGUGAUGAUGAACACUGUGAAAAGUACUUAAAUAAACUGUGUGGAGGUAAUGGAACUUGCAGGUGUGGAAAUUGUAUAUGCAAUGACGACUAUGAUGGACCAGCCUGUCAAUGCAAGAAAUCUAAUGAAGGUUGCCAGACGGGGGAAACCGUGUGUCAUGGGCGUGGCAAAUGUGUGUGCAACCAGUGUAUUUGUGAGAGUCCAUUCAAGGGAAUUCACUGUGAUGAUUGUACCGGGUGCAAAUUACCAUGCCAAGAGUCGGGGAGUUGUAUUGAAUGCGAGGUAUUUUCCAAAGGACAAAAAAACACCUGCACAGAGAACUGCAAGCACCUUAAAAUUUCGUCAGUAAAAAACCUGUUCGGGAAGAACUGCCAAGUAAAGGAUUCAGAGGGAUGCUGGAUGAGUUUCUCAAUGACUCGACUAGAUGGAUUUGACAAAUAUACUGUUAAAGUCCUCGAGAACAGAGAAUGUCCUGAGGGGCCGAAUGUUCCACUCAUCGUGGGAGGAUCUCUGGCUGGUGUGGCAUUGAUUGGACUUCUACUUCUCAUCCUCAUUAAGGCACUGUUUUAUUUUAAGGACCUCAAAGAGUGGAAGAGGUUUGAAAAAGAGAUGCAGCGCAGUAAAUGGGCACAAGCUGAUAAUCCAUUAUUUAAAGAGGCAACUACAACUGUUGCGAAUCCAGUAUUUACUGGAGAUUCUUAAGGUAGUAGAGGUGCAAUGAAGGAAAAAAUUUGAGUUCUGUAAAAUAAAUCCACUGUAGAUUCACUCAUCAAGACUCCUUUUCCAGUCCACAUUUUUACACCACUCUCUGUGCUGGGCAAUACGCACUGCUACUUGAACACCUGAACACAGUAAUUAGUGUUCUCUAACCUAUGAUUCCUUGUCAGGGAUUUGGAAUGGCAUCCUCAGGAGAUUUAUUUUUGGCUCUGACAUAGUAUUUUUGUUAUUUUGUAUUACAUAUUCAACAGUUUAAUAUUUUGAUGUAUGUUGCUAACUUGGGGUUCAGUGUUGGAUUUUUGUAUAUAAUUGUCCUUUAUAACUUUUUUGUAUGAUCUUGUGUGUGACUAAUUAAAGUAUGUAGAAAGAAUUUAAUAAAAUGUUCUACUUAAAUAA
Molecule: messenger RNA, 2876 nt
Organism: Clarias gariepinus (North African catfish)
Lineage: Eukaryota; Metazoa; Chordata; Actinopteri; Siluriformes; Clariidae
Gene: itgb2
Product: integrin, beta 2
Exons: 16
Coding region: 156-2465 (769 amino acids)
Biological process (GO): integrin-mediated signaling pathway; cell migration; cell-matrix adhesion
Cellular component (GO): focal adhesion; integrin complex; cell surface
Molecular function (GO): amyloid-beta binding; integrin binding
Source: RefSeq, a predicted model, not a curated record